This is a messenger RNA of Dovyalis caffra, 159 nucleotides long. The record is from the annotation of a GenBank genome assembly. NCBI's taxonomy places the organism in Eukaryota, Viridiplantae, Streptophyta, Magnoliopsida, Malpighiales, Salicaceae.
AAGAAGACACGAGUAACAACAAUCCUAGUAGAGGAAGAAGACUUUGGUGAAGAUGAUGCAACAGUGAGAGUCCUAGUGGAUGGAGAAGACUUAGGUGAAGAUGAUGCAACAAUAACAAAGACUUGUCUUAACGAGUUAGCAAUACUUUACCACAAGUAA